AUGUUCCUCAAUGGCCCCAUUACAACUUUGCCACCCUACGUAGAUCCCAUUUUGACCGCAGUAGCUCACUCCCUUCAGUGCGGCCUCGAGGCGUACGCAAGUAGGCCCACGGGCAUCGCAAUUGAACUCGAGAGCCGUCUUGGUCAGCUUAUCGCGGCACCGCGCCUUAAUGCCCCGGGUUUGCCCAUCAUUUCUUCCAGCACCGCCGUGCUUCAUCCUAAGAACCAGCAUCUCUUUCAGUUUAGAUCAGGACUACCCCCAGGAUGCUUCUUUGAUAUGGAAGCUGCAUUGCAAAAAGUUCAUCUGAUCUCAACCCAAGGCCGGCAGUGGGCCGCGACCUCCCCCGUUACAAUGAAGACAAGCACAAUGAUGUUAUGCACGCCGCAGGGGUAUCGGUUGAGCUAUGCGUUCCCCUCGUACUCUGAGAUAAAGAACAGUACUUCACUUCGGGUAGGACGGUUGCAGUCCGUCACGCUCAAAACCACCAUCCAUACCACUGAUGUGUAUUGCCCAGAAUGGGGAUGGGACUUCCGCCUGGCCGUAGCGAACGAACGCGACAUCGCGUGGCGAACCGGCACCCCCUCCGCUCCUGAUACGGGCAUUUCAGGAGCGACGCACUUGGAGAGUGAUAGGGAAGGUGUCGAUGAUGCGGUGCUGGAUCUUUCGACCGUCGUCCCACAUUACGUUCGGCUUCAGAAACGUCACCGCUUUCCGAUUCGUCCUUUUUUCUGCGUCGAGAUUUCCAAGGAGCGCUCACUGAACAACCCAACCAAUUUCUUUCGAGACAGUGGCUCUAAGUUUGAAUCCGUUGUGAUCCCUUACAAUCCUGCCGCUCGGUCCGAGGCCCGUGUGGAAGUGGAGAUUGAUCUGCCGGCCCUCUACAAGGCCUGGCGGGGCUUUGGCCGGCGCAGGCUGCACGGCUCACACUGGGGCGCGGCGGCGGCGGUUGACAGCAGGGACGAAACCACCAAGGCAAAACGAACGGCGACUGAGGUUCACCCCCACGGAGUCGCCGACCCCUUCCUCCGGCACGUUGCACUUGAAUGGUUGGCGCUACUUCAGUUCAUGUGCAGCGUACGUUCGACUAAAUAG
Phytomonas sp. EM1 is the source of this 1092-nucleotide messenger RNA. Lineage: Eukaryota; Euglenozoa; Kinetoplastea; Trypanosomatida; Trypanosomatidae. The record is from the annotation of a GenBank genome assembly.